Messenger RNA from Guillardia theta CCMP2712, 1629 nucleotides. RefSeq lists its product as hypothetical. NCBI's taxonomy places the organism in Eukaryota, Cryptophyceae, Pyrenomonadales, Geminigeraceae. The coding region runs from base 1 to 1629 and encodes 542 amino acids. The transcript is spliced from 19 exons. The record is from RefSeq and is a predicted model, not a curated record.
AUGAAGCGAACGUCAUACACUUCUUACUUAUCAUUUCCAACCCAUCCUGCAGAAAGACUUUGGUCAACUUGUGAGCAAAGAGACCUAAAUCCUGAUGUUUACAAGUCCCAGGGAUCCAGACAGAACAAGGUCAGGGAAAGCUUUCAUGCGAGCAAUGAAAAAGAAAAUUUGUUCGGCAAAAACUUGUCCGGGAACAAGCUCAACAACGAGAAGUCCACUCCUCCAGCAUUGCUGGAGACGAAGGCAACGAAGUUGAGUGAAUGGAAGAUCGCGCAGGCAUUCUCACCCAAAAGAAGCAAAAUAGCAGACAGCGAUGGAGCGAUCAGAGUGAAGUCUCCGAUGAUGGAGGAGAAGCUGUCUUCGCUGUCAGCAAGAUACAACGAGUCGAGCGAUCAGUGCGGUUUCCUCGUCGUGUCCAGGGAAGAUGAACUGGAGAAGAUCGAGAAGUGUAGAGAGAACUGGAGCGAGGUCAUCUUCGGCGACCGUCUUGACUCGGCUCGGUCGAGCAACGCUCAAGAGCAUUACAAUUACCUUCACGAUAACUCUCUUUUCGUCAAAGCAGAUGUCGUGAAGUUGAACGGCAUGAUUGCACGCGAAAAGGAGGCAGGAGAAGCAGAAACAGCUCCUGUGCUGCUUGAGGAGCAAGACGUUACAGGGAACAGGUCUGAGGAAGACAUGAAAGCAAGGAGACAGACCAGCGGCCAGUCCGGAGAGCUUCAUCCCUUCCAUCUCCUUAAGGACGGCAAGUUCUCCGUCAAGGAAGAGGAGGACAGAGCAAAGAACCAGGAGGCGGUCCCCUGCUCGGUGGAGGAGGUCAGCAGCUGGAUAACACCGUCCAAGGUCCGAAGAGGAGGGGAGUGGGAGGCUCUCGUUCCACAUCAGCAGCCAGUGGUCAAGCGCAGUGCUCAGGAUAUGGACGUGGUUGCAGUGGCCCGUCAGGCUCGCUGGGCGAAGGAGCAGCUGAAAAACGAGCAGAAGGAGCGAGAGGAGAAAGAGAGAGCCAAGCUUGACCGCGACCCUAAUGCUUCUUCUCCCUACUUCGAUCCAAAUGCCGUACGAAAGCAGGCGGUGUGGGCCAAAGAGAAGCGAGAGAGGGCAAAGAAGAAGCGCGAGCUCUUCCUCCAGAUGCUGCAGAAAGGCGAAGCUGCCGCCAAGGAGAUGCCCAGCAAGGAGUCCACCCGAGAAGACCCUAGCAUGCAGGAGGACAAACACGAGACAGAGCAGUUGCAGCCACGGCAGCCCGCCGCUCUUGUCCCCUCCUCCUCCUCCUCCUCCUCCAUAUCCAGUGUCUUCUCCCUUCCUCUUGCUAGCUCUCAGCCCCAGCAGCGUCCGUCCGCCAGAGCAGCGGAGCACGGCAUCUCCCUGAUCCCUCCGGCAGGAAGCAGCUGCCAGCUACAAGACAGAGACUCUUCCUCUUCCUUCACUUGCUCGCUCGAGCCCAAGGAGGAAGCGGCGACAGGAUCUCUUCGCUCCUCUCUCGCCACACCUAGCAGACCGCAACUCCAGGUUGGAGCUCUACAGGGCAUCCCAGCAAGCGCGUCCAGCUGCCCAACGUAUCUCCUCCUUCCUCCCUCCCUUCUGCCCCCUGCCCCCUUCCCUUCUUGUCAUCUUGCCCUGACUGCCGACUAG